Molecule: messenger RNA, 559 nt
Organism: Cadophora gregata
Lineage: Eukaryota; Fungi; Ascomycota; Leotiomycetes; Helotiales; Ploettnerulaceae
Exons: 3
Coding region: 57-242 (61 amino acids)
Source: RefSeq, a predicted model, not a curated record
UUUUCCUCCCAUAUCAGACGCUGAGAUACAAACAAUAUUCACACACUACCAUCAUCAUGCCUGCCGACCAGAUUGUCCAACAACAAAUCAAGGCUCCUGAGCCGAUGUCUGCUAGCACUGGCAACAUUGAGACCCAACAGCCAAAGCCAGUCCCAGCUAUGGGCGACGAGGUUGGUAUGCGUGGAGGAGAAUCAGCGAGCUGCGAAUGCUGUGGCUGCGGGUGUUCAGAGCGCUGCUGCUAGGCAACUCGAAAGAUAAGGAAGGGCAUUAUUGGUGCUGUAUGUACUGUAUGGUCGAGAGAACGAAUCAAGACGCUCGGCUCUAGCCGGCCCAGUAACGUCAGCUUCGCUUCCAGAUCAACAAUCUCAACCCACACUCUCCGCAAUCAGUGUACCCGUUGAUAUGCCUAUCCCAGUUGAAGAAGUAUCUUAUGUAAUUACCAUGAGCUUUAACACUACUGUACUAGCUUGAUGCCAGUAAGAACAUGCAAUUCCAAAUUAAGAGAGAUUUGUUCUGUUUCGAGAUGGGGGACGCAUGAAUUGGCAUAUUUAGCCUGGCC